Molecule: messenger RNA, 456 nt
Organism: Camellia sinensis
Lineage: Eukaryota; Viridiplantae; Streptophyta; Magnoliopsida; Ericales; Theaceae
Source: RefSeq, a predicted model, not a curated record
AUGCGAAGGUGGGUUGCGCCACGCGAGGGUAUCUUCAAAUUGAAUUUUGAUGGCUCUGUUCGGAAGGCCUAUGCCAGUGCUGGGGUUGGCAUUAUUAUUCGGGACUGUCAUGGGGAAGUCAUUGCGUCUAUGGUUGAGCGGCUACAGUAUAUGGAGGACGUUGAUUGUGUGGAAGCUAUGGGAGCGAUAAAAGCCCUUCAAUUGGCUUGUGAUUUGGGCUUGGGCCAUAUUCAUCUGGAAGGUGACUCUCAAAAUGUGGUGGCUGCAAUUCAAGGUAAGGCGGAUAACCUCUCUUGCUAUGGUCAUUUUGUGGGGGUGGCUCAAGCGCUCCUUUUGCGGUUUCUUUCUUCAUCGGUUUCGCAUGUUUGUCGGGAUGGCAAUUCGGUGGCUCAUUGUUUAAGUAGGUUAGCCUUUGAUUUUGAGACGCCACGUAUUUGGAUGGAUAACCAUUUAUAA